UUGGACACUCUAAAUUGCCCCUCUGUGUGAUUGUGAGUGUGACUAUUGUCUGUCUCCAUGUCCCCUGGAAUUGGCUGGCAACCAGUUCAAGGUGAACCCUGCCUCCUGCCCAAUGACAGCUGGGAUAGGCUCCAGCACUCCCCCGACCCUUGUGAGGCUAAGCGGUUAAGAAAAUAGAGUGGGUGUCAAAAGGUCUGACUAAUUUAAAAAAAAAAAAAAUUUUUUUUUGACUGUUAUAAAACGUCCUGCUUCCCACUCCGAGUCGAAAGAUAGCAAUAAUGCACUGUUUGCUCACUGCCAAAGUUAAAAAAAAAUAGAAGGGAGUGAGCCGGCAGUGACGAAACAAAUGGGAACAGAGCGAUUGAGGGACUCGUUUAUGAAGAAGGAAAAAAAAAAACAUCUCAGCGUUGUUAGACGUACUGGAAUUUGUUUUUCUUCCCCGCCUUCCAUCGUUUCUCAAAGUGUCUUCUUGUGAGCAUCUGACUGGAAACCAUCAAAUAUUGACUGCCCCAAAGCAAAGGGAUUGCCUUCUCCACGACCACUGAAUCAAAGAGCUUGGUACUAGUUAACCCUCGUGUGUGAUAAUAGAAAGUGAGCAGCUUUCCCUAUGUGUGUGACGAUGGGCGACAUCAGCGACUUGGACCGACAGAUUGAACAGCUCAGACGCUGUGAACUUAUUAAGGAAAAUGAAGUGAAAGCACUUUGUGCUAAAGCCAGAGAGAUUCUGGUUGAGGAAAGCAAUGUCCAGAGAGUUGACUCUCCUGUAACAGUCUGUGGAGAUAUACAUGGUCAGUUCUAUGACUUGAAGGAGCUUUUUCGAGUUGGUGGUGAUGUCCCGGAGACGAAUUAUCUCUUCAUGGGAGACUUUGUUGACAGGGGCUUCUACAGUGUGGAAACAUUUCUUCUCCUACUAGCUCUCAAGGUGCGUUACCCAGACAGGAUAACUCUGAUUCGGGGAAAUCAUGAGUCUCGACAAAUCACCCAGGUCUACGGAUUUUAUGAUGAGUGCCUCAGAAAAUACGGCUCUGUCACAGUCUGGAGAUACUGCACUGAGAUUUUUGACUACUUAUCCCUUUCUGCUAUCAUUGAUGGCAAGAUAUUUUGUGUGCAUGGUGGCUUAUCACCUUCCAUCCAGACACUAGAUCAGAUCCGGACCAUUGACAGAAAACAGGAAGUGCCGCAUGAUGGGCCCAUGUGUGACCUGCUUUGGUCAGAUCCAGAAGACACUACAGGAUGGGGUGUCAGUCCCAGAGGCGCUGGUUACCUGUUCGGUAGUGAUGUGGUGGCCCAGUUCAAUGCUGCCAAUGACAUUCACAUGAUUUGCCGAGCACAUCAGCUGGUUAUGGAAGGCUAUAAGUGGCAUUUUAACGAAACAGUGCUCACUGUGUGGUCAGCACCAAACUACUGCUACAGAUAAACCCUCCUUGAAGUGGGACCUUGCGGCAACUGUUAGCACAACACUUUGAAUUUGAAAUACUAUGUCCACAAAACAACCCGAAAAACAGUGAUUUGAAAGUUUAUGCAAAUGUGGAGUUUUUGAUGGACAACACAAGGUGAUAUCACCAGAGAGCAAAAUAACUUCCAUCUCUUCAGUAAUUUAAGUGGAAUGUGGACAAAUGAACAAAAUGGACGAUUAAGGUUAAAGUUUCAGAAAAAUUGUUCACACUACAGUCAGUAUUGACUUAUGUGGCUCUCCACCGUCAGUAAACGUAUGCGGCCGAACAGGGCAGCCACAAGUCACCAGUGGGGCUGUUCUAAAAUAGCUUGCUUGUGAUGGGAUGUCGUGAGUUUGUAGGAAUUUUGUAAAACUGAUCAUAUGAAAAGCAGCACGAGCCGAUGAGCUCUGAUUAGAACAGAGUCAAAUUCCAUUUAUUGUCGUUAUACAACAAGGUAGGAGAGCUUCUCCUAUUUCAGUGGAAAUCCAGUUGUAAAUAACUUGUGGCAUGUCCCCAAAUAGACUCAUGGGUGCAUCAUCCCAAAAGUUGUGAUAUUUGAGUUUUCGUCAUGAAUAAAACUGCAAAAAAUGCAAUAUGGGGUGCUGUGUGUACAUUCAUAAGGAAAAAAAGAACUUAAAUGAUUUUAUCAAAUGGCUGCAAUAUAAGAGUGAAAAGUUUCCGGGGAUCUGAAAUCUUUCUGUACCUACUGGAAGACCGUGGCACUGAAAGGCAAAUGCUUUUUUCUUCUUGCGCAUUGAUUGAUUGUGCUUGUGACUCAAUGACUCUCCAACUUGUUCCCUCCAUUGUGCUUGUGGCUGCUUCAGUCAACAACCCGUUUUCUCCCUGCAGCUUAUGCUUUCGUCUCAACCUAUUUUUCUGGGAGUUAUCUUGAAUGCAAUCACCAUGGUUGCUUGGCCUUCCCCCAAGAGGGUUGAUGACAUCUUGAAGAUGCUGGCUGCUUUUCAGAGUUGCAGGACGCUGCCAUUACCAAGGUAUCGCGAGCAUCUGGGCUGGUUACUUGUGGCAUCUAGUGGGGUUUCAUUGUGAUUACUUUUUUAGCAUCCCAUGCAGAGGUGCUUGCCUGGUGGUUCCUUCCUGGCCAGCAAUGAUUUGUUUUCAUCCUAUGUACUUCUUCUUCUUCUUCUUUUCCUUUCGGCUUGUCCCAUUAGGGGUCGCCACAGCGUGUCAUCUUUUGCCAUCUUAGCCUAUCUCCUGCAUCUUCCUCUCUAACCCCAACUGCCCUCAUGUCUUCCCUCACCACAUCCAUAAACCUUCUCUUUGGUCUUCCUCUCGCUCUUUUGCCUGGGAGCUCCAUCCUCAGCAUCC
Molecule: messenger RNA, 2762 nt
Organism: Syngnathoides biaculeatus (alligator pipefish)
Lineage: Eukaryota; Metazoa; Chordata; Actinopteri; Syngnathiformes; Syngnathidae
Product: serine/threonine-protein phosphatase 4 catalytic subunit B
Exons: 9
Coding region: 608-1417 (269 amino acids)
Biological process (GO): double-strand break repair via homologous recombination; peptidyl-serine dephosphorylation
Cellular component (GO): nucleus; cytoplasm
Molecular function (GO): protein serine/threonine phosphatase activity
Source: RefSeq, a predicted model, not a curated record